AUGCUGUUCCCAAGCGGAGCAUCCCUGCCCAGCCCAGCCCCGGCUGCAGCAAGAACCGUCAGGAAUAGGGGGCAGCGCCCGCCCCAUCGCUGGGUAACACAGCACCCGCGCAGCAUCCGCGCAAGGCGCUGCGCGCUUUUUCCAAGAGAAGCGGGGCGGCGCUGUCAGCCCAGCUCAGUCCCGGCUCCAGCAAGAAGCGCAGGGAGGACAGGGGGAGGAGAGGAGCGCCCACCCCCAGCCCAGCCCGGCUGCAACAAGAAGCGCACGGGGACGGCAGCGCCUACCGCAUCGCCGGGUCGCGCAGCACCCGCGCAAAGGCACGCCAUGGAUACGACCAGCCACAGCGUCCUCCUCCUCCAGCAGCUGAACAUGCAGCGGGAGUUUGGCUUUCUGUGUGACUGCACAGUUGCCAUUGGAGAUGUUUACUUCAAAGCCCACAGAGCGGUGCUCGCUGCGUUUUCAAACUAUUUUAAGAUGAUAUUUAUUCAUCAGACGAGCGAGUGCAUAAAGAUUCAGCCUGCAGACAUCCAGCCUGACAUAUUCAGUUACUUGUUGCAUAUCAUGUACACUGGGAAAGGGCCAAAGCAGACCGUCAGCCAGAGCCGACUGGAGGAGGGCAUCCGCUUUCUCCAUGCAGACCACCUCUCCCACAUCGCAAUCGAGAUGAACCAAAUGUUCUCUCAGGAGCUCAUCCAGUCUUCAAACUUGUAUGGGAUCCAGAUCUCGACUGCACACAAACUGUCAAAGGAAUGCUCGGGAGCAAAGGAGAGUCUGCCUAAAGCGGGCAGUAGGUCCGCUGCCCAGGGUGAUCACCCGCAGCUGCAGCUGUCUCUGGCCAUCGGCCUGGACGACAGCUCCCUUGACCAGCAGAUUGCUUGCCCCGCUGCUCAGCCUCCUGCCCUCACCAAGCCAUCUGAAGAACGCCCGAAGCUCUCAGUCUCCAUAAAGCAGGAGAGGUGUGACUCGGAGCCUGUGGUGUCCCAGAGCUGCACCCCUCCUUCUCCAGAGGUAGCAAGCCCCAUCUUUGCUAAGGCCAGCCUCAGGGUGCACUUGUGUCACUACUGUGGGGAGCGUUUUGAGUCCAGGGAGAGGCUGCGAGAGCACUUGCACACUCACGUCUCGGGCUCGCUGCCGUUCAGCGUGCCAGCCUCCAUCCUGGAGAGCAGCGACCUGGGGGAGGUGCAGCCUCUAGUUGAGGACAGGGAGGCUGGGGAUGACCACCGGCUCGGGGCCUUCCUCCUCAAGGAGGAUGAGCAUCAGCUGGAGCAUCCGAGCUGCAGCGACCUGGAGCCUCUACAGAUCGGCCAGCUCUCCCUCAUCUCCAAGGACCAUGAACCGGUGGAGCUGAACUGUAACUUUUCUUUCUCGAGAAAGAGAAAAAUCAUUUGUACCAUCUGUGGUCGCGCGUUUUUCCGGAAGAGCCAGUUGCUCGAACACAUGUACACACACAGGGGGAAACAACACAAAUACAGCCGCUGCCAGCGGCUGGAAAACCCCGCAACCCCCAGGUUUCAUCCUUAUUGUGACAGUGAGAGUGUGGGGAAAAGCUCCAGUUUAUCCCAAGACCACUUAGGUGAAUGUACACUGGAGUCGGAUCUCAUCCAAGAAAGCGUUGACACGAUCCUGGUAGAGUAAUUCUCCUGGGUGGCCUUUAGGUGCCGAAACUGGUAUUUUGGCAUUUUCCACCUAGUGAGCAGCUGCUCUCUGUAGUUUAUUUUCUUCGACCACCAUUCCCAUUGCCUCUGAGAUAACUGAAGAACUGCAUUCUUUGAUUUGUGUGCUUGCUUUUUUACUUCUCUAACUUUUAUACUCAAGCUAAUUCUUUCCUAAGUCCUUUUUGGAAGCCUCCAUGUAACUCAGUUAUAUUUUUCAUAAAUUUAAAUUUAUUCUUGCUCUACCCUACUAGGCUGAAGACUGUAUUGCUGGGUGUGAGUUUUAGGCAUCAUCUGAUACGUUGUGCGGCACCUAGGACUGUCUGUAUCUGGUAGAAUUACUCUUCUGAAACUAGAUGGGGGAAAAUGUAGAGGGAAUUAUGAAUUGUGUUUCCCAAACAGUUUGUUUUGAUUAAAUAUCUCAAGGAGAUGAAUCCUGAAGUUUGUCUUGUGUAACUGCAGUUAGUAAAUCGCUGCAUAAAUACAUUUGAGAGCCGUAAGGCUGGUGUUUUCCAGGGAACCGGCAGUGUUGAUGUAAGGGUAGCACCUUCCGCUUUGACAAGCCCUGGAGUCUUCAUCAGUACAAUCCUGCUACUGCAUGAGCAGAGAUAAAUUUUGAUGCCCCUCCAGGACCACAUCCCAUCAUUGGACCAUGCAGGGAGGAAUGGAAGCUGCAAAGAAGCGUCCUGUCCUUUAGGAGGGAAGGGACAUCCUAACCUAGAUCUUUACAGGAUUAAGUACUGUACAGAUUUUCUCAGUGGAAAUGAUUUCUGACUCUAUAAGCAGCUUGGAGCAAACACAUGCUUAAAUAUUACAGUCUGUAUAUUU
Messenger RNA from Cuculus canorus (common cuckoo), 2480 nucleotides. It is a transcript of the gene ZBTB25, whose product is annotated as zinc finger and BTB domain containing 25. The coding region runs from base 1 to 1635 and encodes 544 amino acids. The record is from RefSeq and is a predicted model, not a curated record. Lineage: Eukaryota; Metazoa; Chordata; Aves; Cuculiformes; Cuculidae. Gene Ontology annotation, molecular function: protein binding. The transcript is spliced from 3 exons. Gene Ontology annotation, biological process: negative regulation of transcription by RNA polymerase II; regulation of cytokine production; regulation of immune system process.